AUGACCAGCAGCAAUCUUUCCCAAGCCGACGCUGUGCAGCUUUGCUUCGAGAAUGUGACUAGAUCUUGUCUUAAAACUCCCUACUCAUCUGGAUCGCGGGUGAUCCUGUACCUAGUGCUUGGCUUUGGGUCUUUAUUGGCCGUAUUUGGAAACGUCUUGGUCAUGACUUCAGUCCUUCACUUCAAGCAGCUGCAUUCUCCAGCCAACUUCCUCAUCGCCUCUCUGGCCUGCGCUGACUUUCUGGUGGGAGUGACCGUGAUGCCCUUCAGCAUGGUCAGGUCCGUGGAGAGCUGCUGGUACUUUGGAGCCACUUUUUGUGCCCUUCACAGCUGCUGUGAUGCAGCCUUUUGCUACUCUUCCCUCUUCCACCUGUGCUUCAUCUCCAUCGACAGGUACGUGGCUGUCACCGACCCUCUGGUCUAUCCCACCAAGUUCACGGCGUCUGUGUCAGGGCUGUGCAUCAGCAUCUCCUGGGUCCUGCCCCUUGUCUACAGCGGUGCUGUGUUCUACACAGGAGUCAGUGACGAUGGGAUGGAGGGAUUCGUCAGUGCUCUCAACUGUGUAGGUGGUUGUCAGAUUGUUGUAAAUCAAGACUGGGUUUUGAUAGAUUUUCUGUUAUUCUUCAUACCUACCCUCGUCAUGAUAACUCUUUACAGUAAGAUCUUUCUUGUAGCUAAACAACAAGCCGUAAAAAUUGAACAUCCUGGCCGCAGAGCAGAAUCUGAGAGUUACAAAGCCAGAGUGGCCAAGCGAGAGAGAAAAGCAGCCAAAACCCUGGGUAUUACAGUCAUGGCGUUUAUGAUUUCAUGGUUGCCAUAUACAAUUGAUACAUUAAUUGAUGCUUACAUGGGCUUCAUAACGCCUGCCUAUAUUUAUGAGAUUUGCUGUUGGUGUGCUUAUUAUAACUCAGCCGUAAACCCCUUGAUCUAUGCUUCAUUUUACCCAUGGUUUAGGAAAGCCAUAAAAGUUAUUUUAAGUGGGGGUCUUUUUCAGAAUAGUUCAUCAACCAUGAGUUUAUUUUCAGAAUAA
Molecule: messenger RNA, 1029 nt
Organism: Phacochoerus africanus (Common warthog)
Lineage: Eukaryota; Metazoa; Chordata; Mammalia; Artiodactyla; Suidae
Product: trace amine-associated receptor 8a-like
Exons: 1
Coding region: 1-1029 (342 amino acids)
Biological process (GO): G protein-coupled receptor signaling pathway
Cellular component (GO): membrane
Molecular function (GO): trace-amine receptor activity
Source: RefSeq, a predicted model, not a curated record